Ostrinia furnacalis (Asian corn borer) is the source of this 1066-nucleotide messenger RNA. RefSeq names its product carbonic anhydrase 1. The transcript has 6 exons. The coding region runs from base 61 to 1050 and encodes 329 amino acids. The record is from RefSeq and is a predicted model, not a curated record. Gene Ontology annotation, molecular function: carbonate dehydratase activity; zinc ion binding. Lineage: Eukaryota; Metazoa; Arthropoda; Insecta; Lepidoptera; Crambidae. Gene Ontology annotation, cellular component: cytoplasm.
UGUAGCAUUGGGAUAAAAUAUUUUACAAAUUCUUAUCAAAAAAUUAUUGUGUACUAAAUAAUGCAGAUAGCUGUGGUCGUACAAACAGAGGAGGAAGAAACAGCAGCUCCGAAAGAAGAGGAAAAAGUUGUACCUCCAUACGGAACCGUAGAAUGGAUAUACUACUGGAGUGAGUUCGAGGGUCACCUUCCUACCCCCAUAGAUGUGUCCAUCACGGGGUCUCUUAAAUACUCCUGCCCUGAACUCAAGUGGUACAACUUUGAUGUAUACCCUCAUAAGGUUAAGAUGACCAAUACGGGAUAUACUCUUCUUAUAGGAGCGAAAUGGAAGACGGAGCGGCCAUAUUUAGAAGGAGGACCAUUUUUAUCUAAACAUGUCCUAUCACAAAUCCAUUUUCACUGGGGACCAGACAUGAUGGAAGGGAGUGAUCACACUAUUGACAAGAGGAGGUAUCCUGGGGAAAUGCAAGUGACGUUCUUUAGGUCCGAAUACAUGACGCAAGAAGAAGCUUUGCGUCACGAUGACGGGGUUGUAAUGAUUUGUUAUUUAAUCAAGUAUGGUGUGAACCCAGACGACCGUCUCAGCUGGGUGAUCGAAGGCUUCCCUCGGGUGCAAGAAGCCCAAACCAGCACUCGGAUAGGCCCGUACCCGAUGUCUCGUCUGCUGCCGAUGUUCUUCGAAGACUACUUCUUGUAUUGGGGCAGCCUGAGCACGGUCAGAGGGGAGAAGUUCACGGUCCGGUGGUUGGUGCCGAGGAUAACAUUGUUUGCUUCUUUUGACCAGAUGAAAGCCUUCCGAAAACUAUGGGACCCAUGGGACGAGCCGAAUCGCGGCAACAACAGGCCACUGCAAGAACGCGAGGACCGCCACGUCUUCUUCAUCAGCCCGCACUGGAGUCAAUACAACUCCUUGCUGCCUAUCCCGAGGGUUCCAGAACCUUCCAUAUCGGUGCUGUCCCCAGCAUACGAAGCCAACUACUGGAUGCUCCCGCCACAGAACGCGUACAUGAUACCACAACCAGAGGAGGAAAAAACGGAGGAAGAAAAGUAAGAAUGAACCUGCUUGU